This is a messenger RNA of Theobroma cacao (cacao), 1824 nucleotides long. RefSeq names its product geraniol 8-hydroxylase-like. Gene Ontology annotation, molecular function: heme binding; monooxygenase activity; iron ion binding. The record is from RefSeq and is a predicted model, not a curated record. NCBI's taxonomy places the organism in Eukaryota, Viridiplantae, Streptophyta, Magnoliopsida, Malvales, Malvaceae.
AGAAACCAGGCCCAGCACAGAUCUGACUUUUACUCUGUGUUUGAGAGAGAGAGAGAGAGAUGGACUUCUGGACGAGUUCCUUUCUAUGUCUUUUGUCGACCUGGGUCCUGGUUCAAGCUUUCCAUUCAAUUAGAAGGGGAAGCAAAGCAAGUCUCAGCAAGCUUCCACCUGGUCCACGGCGGAUUCCAAUAUUCGGAAAUCUGUUCGAUCUUGGGGACAAACCCCACAAGUCCUUGGCUGAGCUUGCCAAGAUUCAUGGUCCUCUAAUGAGUCUAAAAAUAGGCAGCUUAAUCACUGUAGUUAUUUCCUCAGAAAACAUGGCAAAACAAGUCCUGCAAAAGCACGACCUCACAUUCUCUAACCGAACUAUCGUCGAUGCUGUCCGAGCCAGCCAACACGAUGAAGUCGGGUUGCCUUGGAUACCUGUUUCGCCACUUUGGAGAACCCUUCGAAAAGUGUGUAAUACUCAUCUUUUUACCAGUCAGAAACUCGAUGCCAAUCAAUACCUGCGUCGUAAGAAGAUCCAAGAACUCAUCGCGAUUGUUCAGAAAAGUUGCCACGCAGGUGAGGUAAUUAACAUAGGCCAAGCCGCUUUCAAUACUACAAUCAAUUUGCUGUCUAACACUAUUUUUUCUAUGGAUUUGGUUGAUCCAAAUUCACCUACUGCGCAAGAGUUCAAGAAAACUGUGUGGGGUAUAAUGGAAGAGGCAGGAAAGCCUAAUUUGGCGGAUUAUUUCCCUAUUCUUAGAAAGAUUGACCCGCAAGGUGUAAGGCGCAGAAUGACUAUUCAUUUUGAGAAGUUACUUGAUCUUUUCGGCAAAAUGUUUGAUGAGCGAUUGCAGUCAAGAAAAGCACAGGGCUCUACUGCAUCAAAUGAUGUUUUAGAUACUGUGCUUGACAUUAUUGAAGGCAACAUAGAGGAGCUUAAUAAAACGCAUGUUACACAUUUGCUUCUGGUUUUAUUUGUUGCCGGAACUGAUACAACAUCAAGCACGUUAGAGUGGGCAAUGGCAGAAUUACUACGUAAUCCAUAAGUUUUACUUAAAGCUAAAAAAGAACUAGAGCAAGUUAUUGGCAAAGGAAAUCCGGUCCAGGAAUCGGACAUAAAUCGUUUACCUUACUUGCAGGCAAUUAUCAAAGAAACCUUCAGAAUGCACGCGACUGUGCCUUUGUUACUCCCUCGCAAAGCUGGAGCAGAUGCAGAAAUUUGUGGCUUAACAGUUCCAAAGGGUGCACAGGUGUUGGUCAAUGUAUGGGCUAUAGGUAGAGAUCCAAGCAUUUGGGAGAAGCCUAGUGCUUUUAUGCCAGAGAGGUUCUUGGGGUCAGAUAUUGAUGUCAAAGGCAGGGACUUUGGGCUCAUUCCAUUCGGUGCGGGACGACGAAUAUGUCCCGGAUUGGCUUUGGCAAAUAGAAUGCUGCAUUUGAUGUUGGGUUCUCUUAUUCACUCCUUUGAUUGGAAGCUUGAAGGUGGAAUCUCUCCAGAGGACAUGAACAUGGAAGAAAAGUUUGGCCUCACAUUGCAGCUGGCUGAACCCUUGCGGGCUAUCCCUACUCCAGUGUGAUAAUACUGUUUAAAGUAAAAUAAGGAGAAACCUAGUUUGUAAUGCAUUUGCUGACUUGGUUAUCUCUUUCUGUCAUUUGCAGUCAAAUGAUCGAAUCUUUACUUCUCUAUUGCUAUAAUCUUACUUACAGCGUUGCUGAUAUCCUGGUAAAUCUCUUCGACAGCAACAUCGAGUUUGGUGAAGAAACUAACGUGAAAGACUUGAUUGUUCUGUUCUGUUCUGUUCGCAGAGUAUAUGAAAUCAUGCUUCUAAGUUGUGAAUU